This is a messenger RNA of Gracilinanus agilis (Agile Gracile Mouse Opossum), 928 nucleotides long. RefSeq names its product troponin T, fast skeletal muscle-like. Gene Ontology annotation, cellular component: troponin complex. The record is from RefSeq and is a predicted model, not a curated record. The transcript is spliced from 7 exons. Lineage: Eukaryota; Metazoa; Chordata; Mammalia; Didelphimorphia; Didelphidae. Gene Ontology annotation, molecular function: troponin I binding; tropomyosin binding; troponin C binding. The annotation marks the transcript as partial. Gene Ontology annotation, biological process: sarcomere organization; regulation of muscle contraction; muscle contraction.
GAGGCAGGGAGGCCGGUGAGGAGGCUCUGCCUGAGCUCUGGCCUCUCCUCGUGGCUUCCCAGGAUAUCCAAAAGAAGCGGCAGAAUAAAGACCUGAUUGAACUUCAAGCCCUGAUUGACAGUCACUUUGAGGCCCGGAAGAAGGAGGAAGAGGAGCUCAUUGCCCUCAAGGAGAGAAUUGAGAAGCGCCGAGCGGAGAGAGCCGAUCAGCAGAGAAUCCGGGCCGAGAAGGAGAGAGAACGGCAGAACCGGCUGGCCGAGGAGAAGGCCAGGCGAGAGGAGGAAGAUGCCAAGCGGAGGGCAGAGGAUGACAUGAAGAAGAAGAAGGCCCUCUCCUCCAUGGGCGCCUCCUACAGCAGCUACCUCGCCAAGGCUGACCAGAAGAGAGGCAAGAAGCAGACGGCCCGCGAGAUGAAGAAGAAGGUGCUGGCGGAGCGGCGCAAGCCCCUCAACAUCGACCACCUGGGCGACGACAAGCUGAGGGACAAGGCCAAGGAGCUGUGGGACACGCUGUACCAGCUGGAGACGGACAAGUACGACUUUGGGGAGAAGCUGAAGAGGCAGAAAUACGAGAUCAUGACCGUGCGUGCCAGGGUGGAGAUGCUGGCCAAGUUCAGCAAGAAGGCUGGCGCAAAGGGCAAGGUCGGCGGGCGCUGGAAGUAAAGCGGAGGGCGGACGUCCAGAGCGAAGACCCGUCCUCCCCCUGCAAGUGGCCCCUUCUCCAGAUGCUGGCGCCCUCUCUGCCUCCCCCCUGCCUCCCCCACCUCCGUCUGCCCUCAAGGGCUCCAGGAGAUUCCUCAGAGGGGGAAAGGGGGCACCUCGCGGAGCUUCCCAAGAGACCCCCCGUCCCCUGACCCCCUUCUCCCAGCACCCCCUCCAGGCCUGCUUGCCCUCUCGGGGGCUUGUAAAUAAAGCUCACUUGACCCUUC